This is a messenger RNA of Fonsecaea multimorphosa CBS 102226, 1644 nucleotides long. RefSeq lists its product as uncharacterized. The transcript has a single exon. Gene Ontology annotation, biological process: glutamyl-tRNA aminoacylation; translation. Gene Ontology annotation, molecular function: ATP binding; glutamate-tRNA ligase activity. Lineage: Eukaryota; Fungi; Ascomycota; Eurotiomycetes; Chaetothyriales; Herpotrichiellaceae. The coding region runs from base 1 to 1644 and encodes 547 amino acids. The record is from RefSeq and is a predicted model, not a curated record. Gene Ontology annotation, cellular component: methionyl glutamyl tRNA synthetase complex; cytosol; cytoplasm.
AUGGCGACAAAGAAUCCCCCCAAGGCCAAAAAGGCCCCAAAAGUCAAGCAAAUGGAACUACCCAAUGCCGCCGCAGGCGUGGUCACACGAUUUCCUCCAGAACCCUCGGGUUACCUCCACAUAGGUCACUCGAAAGCUGCUCUCCUCAAUGACUUCUUUGCUCACAUUCAAUAUCCUGGUGGCAAGAUGAUCUUGAGGUUCGACGACACAAACAUUGAGAAAGAGACCGUCGAGUACCAAGAUGCAAUUCGCGAGGACGUUGCUCUUCUGGGUAUUCAGCCCGACAUGAUCUCUUACACGAGCGACUACUUUGACCAAAUCGACGAGUACUGUGUCAAGAUUAUCAAGGUCGGGAAGGCCUACGCAGACGACACACCUGCCGAUGUAAUGAGCGCGCAAAGACAGGCACGUGAGCCUAGUGUCCACAGAGACGACAGCGUUGAGGAUAAUCUGGCAAGGUACGAGGAGAUGAAGAAAGGCACUGAAGAGGGAAAGCGAUGGUGUAUCCGAGCAAAGAUCUCCUACGCCAACGAUAAUGCCUCCCUCCGAGAUCCGGUGAUCUUUCGAUGUCCUAAGAAUAACACACACCACCACCGCACAGGCGAUAAAUACAAGGCGUAUCCUACCUACCAAUUUGCUUGUCCGAUUGUCGAUUCUAUUGAAGGUGUCACUCAUGCUCUGAGGACAACUGAGUACAAUGAUCAAGAUGCCCAAUACAAGUGGAUUCUCAAGGCCAUCGAUCUGCGGAGCCCUUAUAUCUGGACUUUCUCCAAGAUUCAGUUUGUGCGCACGCUGAUGUCGAAGCGAAAAUUGACGAAGCUGGUCAAUGCCGGUAUUGUAAAGGGCUGGGACGAUCCCCGCUUCCCAACCGUGAGAGGUAUCCGCCGGCGUGGCAUGACUGUUGAAGGUCUACGGGAUUUCAUGGUCAGUCAGGGACCAAGCAAGAAUGUAGUCAAUAUGGACUGGCAUACCAUCUGGACCAUGAACAAGAAAGUGAUUGAUCUGACAAGCGCGCGAUACACCGCGAUUGACGACAACCAUGUCGUUUGCAAAGUCAAAGGCCUCCCACAAGAAGCACCUUACUCGGAGGUCAAACCCAAACACGCAAAAUACGAUCUAGGAGAGAAGAAGGUUUGGUACAGCUCUAAUGUCAUCAUCGAGCAAGAGGACGCUCGGACAUUCGCCAAAGACGAAGAAAUCACGCUUAUGAAUUGGGGCAACGCAUACGUCCGGGACAUCCAGUACGAGAAAACCACCGAUAAACCAGACAUCACCGAUGGCGUGAACGCAUUGGGUAAUGUCGCCUCCCUCGAGCUCGAACUCCACCUCGACGGCGACUUCAAAGCCACAAAGAAGAAGAUCACGUGGCUUUCCAAGGACCAGGACCUCUGUCCCGUCCAACUGGAAGAUUUCGAUCAUUUACUCUCCAAGGACAAGCUUACCGAGGAGGAAGAGACUCACUGGGAAGACUUCCUGACACCCAAGAGCGAGUUCAGCUCUACCGCGUUGGCCGACUGCAAUGUAUGGGACGUCAAGGAGGAUGAUAUAAUUCAGUUUGAUCGCAAGGGUUACUAUCGAUGUGACAAGGCUCCGACCAAGGAGUCCCAGGGCGUCUUCUUCAAGGUACCAACGGGGAAGGAAUAA